AAAUACCACCCAUCUGCCAACGUCGUCGUUUUACGAGGUCCAAUUACACCGUCCUUCUAAAAAGCCCAAGCGAACAACGCUUUCUUUUGAACUUCAAAAAUGAAAAUCGCACUUGUCUCCAGAAUUAUCAGUCGCCCUCUCGAUUUCCGACCAAAAUUCCGGCCAGUCUUCUUCUACUCCUCACGACCGGAACGCCACCAAAACCAAAAACGACGACAAGAAGAAGAAGCUCCCAAUUCCAAUUCCUCAAUUGGGUCUCCAUGUCGAGUCCAAAAACUCAUCGCCUCCCAAACAGACCCUCUCCUCGCCAAAGAAAUCUUCGACUACGCCUCCAACCAGCCCAACUUCCGCCACUCUUACUCUUGCUACCUCAUUCUUAUCAUCAAACUCGGCCGCUCCAAAUACUUCUCUCUCAUUGACCACCUUCUCGUUCGCCUCAAAUCCCAGGCCUACACCGUCACUCCCACACUCUUUUCCCACCUCAUCAAACUCUACGCCGAGGCUAAUCUGCCUGAUAGGGCUCUCAAAACCUUCUACACAAUGAUGGAGUUCAAUUGUAAGCCUUCCGUCAAACACUUGAACCGCAUUCUUGAAUUUCUCGUCUCCCACUGGAGCUAUGUCCGCCCCGCAUUCGAUCUUUUCAGGAACGCGCAUCGCUACGGGGUCGAACCCAAUACGAAAUCGUACAACCUUUUGAUGCGUGCGUUUUGUUUCUGUGGGAAUAUCAGUAUUGCGUACCAACUGUUCAACGAAAUGUUUAAGAGGGACGUCGUUCCGGACGUGGAGUCGUAUCGCAUUCUGAUGCAGGGGUUGUGCAGGAAGAGUCAGGUGAACGGGGCGGUGGACUUGUUGGAGGACAUGUUGAACAAAGGGUUUGUACCGGACACGUUGAGUUAUACCACUUUGUUGAAUAGUUUGUGUAGGAAGAAGAAGCUUAGGGAGGCGUACAAGCUUCUCUGUAGAAUGAAAGUUAAGGGGUGCAAUCCAGAUAUUGUUCACUAUAAUACAGUAAUCUUAGGAUUUUGUAGAGAAGGGCGUGCAAUGGAUGCUUGUAAGGUUCUUGAGGAUAUGGCAUCAAAUGGAUGCUUGCCCAACUUGGUCUCGUAUCGAACUUUGGUUAAUGGCUUAUGUGAUCUGGGGAUGUUGGACGAGGCAAAGAACUAUACUGAGGAAAUGAUAUCAAAAGGGUUUUCCCCACAUUUCUCGGUUAUUCAUGCUUUGGUCAAGGGCUUUUGUAAUGUUGGUAGGGUUGAAGAAGCUUGUGGAGUUCUAGGGGAAGCGCUAAAGCUUGGGGAAAGUCCUCAUGUAGAUACUUGGAUGACAAUAAUUCCUAGGAUUUGUGAAACGGAUGAGACAGAAAGAAUGGGAGAAGUUUUGGAAAAGCUUCUGAAAAUAGAAAUAAAACGUCACACUAGAAUAGUGGAGGCAGGUGUUGCUUUGGAGGACUAUUUGAUCAGGAAGAUAGGAGCUAGACCAAGGAGAUCUUAAACGUUGUAACCCUGUUUGUAUCAUUUUUUUUUUUUUUGGCAAAUAUAUUUCCUUCAAUCUGUAACACACAAGAAAAUAUAUCUACUAGGGUUUUCUUCUCUUGUUUGUAUUGUCUAUAACAGGUUAUUGUCUUUAUAGAAUA
This is a messenger RNA of Corylus avellana, 1630 nucleotides long. RefSeq names its product oligomeric golgi complex subunit-like protein. Lineage: Eukaryota; Viridiplantae; Streptophyta; Magnoliopsida; Fagales; Betulaceae. Gene Ontology annotation, molecular function: mRNA binding; protein binding. The record is from RefSeq and is a predicted model, not a curated record.